UCGAAUUGAUUGAAAGUCAGAAAAAUUGAAUAAAUUGGAGCAUAUGCAUAUAAUUUCUCGAACAGCUCAACAAAAUUCAAAAUGUCGAAUCAUCCGCUCCUCUUCCUACAGUAAGUCAGACAGCUGAGAGUCCUCUCCAUGGCGACUUCCGUUCUCAAUCCAACCACCAAGCGAACGACGACACAGCCUAAAUCUUCUGAGAGCGGCGACGACUCCUCCUACUCAACACGGAGGUCUGUCCCCAGGAGGUACCGGAGCUUGAGCCGUUUCUCCCACCGUAAUCCGGAUCCAGAAGUGACUCCGAUGAGAAAGGGCAAAUUCGUAAACACCGUGAGAGGUUCUGGAUUCGGUGAAAUCAGCCUCGAUGACUUAGCCGUCGAGUUUUUCGAGUCCUUCUCCAGCGAGAGCGGGAUUAGCAGCAGCGAGAGAGGACGAUCUGGCUCGAGGAAGUCCAACGACGUAGGAGUAGGAGAGGUCACGCAUUCGCAGAGGCGCGGAAGGUCUGUAUCUAGGGUUGGUUCUAGUGGUAACGGUGGCUUACGGAGGUUGGAUGCGGACACUGAAAGCUCGAGACGGCGGAGAUCGUUGUCUAGAAAUCCUUCGACGAGAGAAAUUGCCGGUAAGAGUGGUGGAUUAGAUCCGAGGAGCAGCAAUUCGAGUCGGCGAAGGUCGGUGUCUAGACAACCGCGGGAGAGGGUUAAUUCCGGGGAGAACAGUGGUAGUGUAAUUAGGGGUAGGGCAAUUGAGGCGGAUCGGGAGAAGGAGAAUUCGCGGCGGCGACGCUCGCUUUCUGUUGUCCGCCGCCGGAUUGACAAUUCCGAGAGUGAUGGAGAUCAAGUGCAGCAUUCAAGCAAUUCAAGGGACGUGAAGACAAGUGUCAUGAGUGGAAAGAGUCUAAAUGGUGGGUCUGGUAAACCUGCAGUUUCAGAUCAUAGACAGGGUCUUAGGAGGUCUCUCAACCAAAAUCCAAUCAAAUAUCAUGAUGGCUACUCUAGCCAUUCUUCUGCAGUCACAGAUGAUGAAGGAAAAGAGUCCAGCACAAGCAAGAAUGGAACUGAGAGGAUCAUUCGGACCGUAUAUGCCCAAAAUAAGGUAACACCAAAGAAAAGAGAAUCUUUGGGGAACUCUGAUUAUGGUUCCCAGCGAAAAUCCCAUGACGAUCACCAUGCUAUCUCCACAGUUACGAAAGGUUAUGCAACAAAACUGCAAGAGUCUGAGGAGCGCAAGCGAGAUUUGCUGGCUGAGAUAAUGUUGGAGGAGCAGCGUGGUAGAGAGCUCUCUAUGAACUUGAAAGAGUUGCUCACUGAAAAUAGCUCUGAAGCUGACGUAAAGCCAUCAAGGAUGCGGAAGAGGAGCAAGGACCGGAGCAGGAGGUUAUCCAUUUGUUUGACAGAUGAAGCAGAGCAAUUCAUCGAUGAAUUCAUUUCGAACAUAGAAGACACUGACUUUUCAUCAUUUGAAGAUGAGAAGAGCGAAAGUAGUUCAAGUUUUGGGUUGAUCAAAUCACAAAGCUCCCAAAGCACCACUGUUCCAAAGAGUGUUCCUGUUGAAAUGGACGGUGUUAUGCUUCCUUGGUUGCAAUGGGAACCAGACGACACUUCUGCUUCACUGACAUGCCUUAACAAGUCACCCCACACGCCAAAUGCAAAACCUUUUGUCUGGGAAUCGGAUCCAUCUCAGGAUUCAUCAAGUGGGAAAGGGACGAGCAAUGCUACCAUAAGUAGCAGAGGAAGCUGGACCCCAUAUGAGUCGGCCACAAAGACUGUGAGUCCCAUAAGAAGACUAAAGAUAGAUGUGUCGGAAUAUAUGAAGCGACCUAACAGUGCGGAUAUUCUAAAUGAAACGUGGAAGCUAAGGCACAGAAUCAGUUCGGGAAGUCUUGUGCUCUCUAGCCGCUCAUUGAUCUAAGCCUCUUAGUAACAGCAAGUAAUUGUAGUUUUUUUACGAUUUACUUAUCGUACUUUGACCACAAAGUCAACUUGUCCAUGUAUAGUAUUUUAUGGUAUUUGUUCAUGACAGAGUUAUCUGACUUUAAGCGUUUAAAGAGAGACCAGGCCUGAGCAUUUAC
Eruca vesicaria subsp. sativa (arugula) is the source of this 2068-nucleotide messenger RNA. The record is from the annotation of a GenBank genome assembly. NCBI's taxonomy places the organism in Eukaryota, Viridiplantae, Streptophyta, Magnoliopsida, Brassicales, Brassicaceae.